Messenger RNA from Haliotis rubra (blacklip abalone), 2292 nucleotides. Its product is annotated as extensin-like. Lineage: Eukaryota; Metazoa; Mollusca; Gastropoda; Lepetellida; Haliotidae. The transcript has a single exon. The coding region runs from base 1 to 2292 and encodes 763 amino acids. The record is from RefSeq and is a predicted model, not a curated record.
AUGCUCCACCCCACCCGCCUUGCUCCACAACCCAAACACACUCCACCCAGCAUCACCACACGCCACCACGCUCCACCCCGCGGCACCCCGCGCCACCCCACCACAAUCCACCUCGCGCCACCAUGCUCCACAACCCAAACAUACUCCACCCAACAUCACCACACGCAACCACGCUCCAACCCGCGCCACCAUGCUCCACAAACCCAAACACAGUCCACCCCGCAUCACCCCGCGCCACCCCACCACAAUCCACCUCGCGCCACCAUGCUCCACAACCCAAACACACUCCACCCCGCAUCACCACACGCAACCACGCUCCAACCCGCGCCACCAUGCUCCACAAACCCAAACACAGUCCACCCCGCAUCACCACACGCCACCAUGCUCCACUCCGCGCCACCAUGCUCCACAACCCAAACACACUCCACCCCGCAUCACCACACGCCACCAUGCUCCACUCCACGCCACCAUUCUCCACAACCCAAACACAGUCCACCUCGAAUCACCACGCUCCACUCCGUGCCACCAUGCUCCACAACCCAAACACACUCCACCCCGCAUCAGCACACGCAACCACGCUCCAACCCGCGCCACCAUGCUCCACAAACCCAAACACAGUCCACCCCGCAUCACCACACGCCACCAUGCUCCACUCCGCGCCACCAUGCUCCACAACCCAAACACACUCCACCCCGCAUCACCACACGCCACCACGCUCCACCCCGCACCAACAUGCUCCACAAACCCAAACACACUCCACCCCGCAUCACCACACGCCACCACGCUCCACUCCGCGCCAACAUGCUCCACAACCCAAACACAGUCCAUCCCGCAUCACCACACGCCACCACGCUCCACCCCGCGCCACCAUGCUCCACAACCCGAACACAGUCCACCCCCCAUCACCACACGCCACCACGCUCCACCCCUCGCCACCAUGCUCCACAACCCGAACACACUCCAUCCCGCAUCACCACACGCCACCAUGCUCCACCCCGCGCCACCAUGCUCAACAACCCAAACACAGUCCACCCCGCACCACCACACGCCACCAAGCGCCACCAUGCUCCACAACCAGAACAUAGUCCACCCCGCAUCUCCACACGCCACACGCCACACGCUCCACUCCGCGCCACCAUGCUCCACAACCCGAACACACUCCACCCCGCAUCACCACACGCCACCACGCUCCACCCCGCGCCACCAUGCUCCACAACCCAAACACACUCCACCCCGCAUCACCACACGCCACCACGCUCCACCCCGCGCCACCAUGCUCCACCCCACGCCGCCUUGCUCCACAACCCAAACACACUCCACCCCCCAUCACCACACGCCACCACGCCACCACGCGCCUCCACCCCGCGGCACACCGCGCCACCCCACCACAAUCCACCUCGCGCCACCAUGCUCCACAACCCAAACACACUCCACCCCGCAUCACCACACGCAACCACGCUCCAACCCGCGCCACCAUGCUCCACAAACCCAAACACAGUCCACCCCGCAUCACCACACGCCACCAUGCUCCGCUCCGCGCCACCAUGCUCCACAACCCAAACACACUCCACCCCGCAUCACCACACGCCACCACGCUCCACCCCGCACCAACAUGCUCCACAAACCCAAACACAGUCCACCCCGCAUCACCACACGCCACCAUGCUCCACUCCGCGCCAACAUGCUCCACAACCCAAACACACUCCACCCCGCAUCACCACACGCCACCACGCUCCACCCCGCACCAACAUGCUCCACAAACCCAAACACAGUCCACCCCGCAUCACCACACGCCACCAUGCUCCACUCCGCGCCACCAUGCUCCACAACCCAAACACACUCCACCCCGCAUCACCACACGCCACCACGCUCCACCCCGCACCACCAUGCUCCACUACCCAAACACAGUCCACCCCGCAUCACCACACGCAACCACGAUCCACCCCGCACCACCAUGGUCCACUACCCAAACACACUCCACCCCGCAUCACCACACGCCACCACACUCCACCCCGCGCCACCAUGCUCCAAAACCCGAACACGCUCCACCCCGCAUCACCACACGCCACUCCGCGCCACCAUGCUCCACUACCCAAACACACUCCACCCCGCAUCACCACACGCCACCACACUCCACCCCCGCGCCGCCAUGCUCCACUACCCAAACACACUCCACCCCGCAUCACCACACGCCACCAUGCUCCACACCGCGCCGCCGUGCUCCACAACCCAAACACACUCCACCCCGCAUCACCACACGCAACCACGAUCCACCCCGCACCACCACCAUAA